Anarrhichthys ocellatus (wolf-eel) is the source of this 2432-nucleotide messenger RNA. RefSeq names its product zinc finger MYM-type protein 1-like. The transcript has a single exon. The coding region runs from base 557 to 1987 and encodes 476 amino acids. Gene Ontology annotation, molecular function: protein dimerization activity. The record is from RefSeq and is a predicted model, not a curated record. Lineage: Eukaryota; Metazoa; Chordata; Actinopteri; Perciformes; Anarhichadidae.
GAGACAAACUGAACUCUUGGCUCAUCCUCUGCGGACUGUGUUGCAGUCAGUAUAACGGUGAAGCCUUCUCUGCACAGAGAAUAAAUACUUUAACAACUCCUUCUCUCAAUGUUUCUUGUUUCAGUAUUAUAGGACUCACUCAGUCCUAUUGAAUCGUUUUUCCACCACAAACUUGGCGUCACGAACAGGAUCCCUUGAAAGAUCACCGGGAACCGACUGCUGACGGGGACUGAUCAUCCACGAGGCUUCUCCUCCUGCUCUGUGCCUCCACACAUUCUGGAGAGGACCGUUCAGUGGUUCCUGAGCAUCUUCACUGGGAUCCUAAAGGACCUGAUUGAGUCCAGAUAGACUUCUAAACAUCCGGUGAGAUACUGAAAUUUGGAAGAUUGACUGAAGGUUUGUUUUGGGGAUUUUGUUUAAUAAAUGUCAAAUUGGGAUUUUAUUCUCCAAUUUGACAUGAUGCCAAAAUGAGUAUCUUACCUUGUUUGGCAACACAGUUGUGAGGGAUAUAGCCUCAGACAUCAGGUCCCUGCCAGAGGUUCAAUUUUCUGUCAUAAUGGAUGGCACUCAAGAUGUUCAGGGUAAAGAACAAGUCUCCAUAUGCCUAAGGUAUGUGGACAAAGAACUUGAGCCACAUGAGGUAUUUGUGGGACUCUACGAGGUGCCAGGGACAACUGGGGAACAGAUGGCAAAGCUAGUGGUUGAUGUGCUUCUGAGAUUAAACUUACCAAUAUCAAGGUUGCGAGGUCAAACUUAUGAUGGAGCAGCCAAUAUGGCAGGAAAGUUCAAUGGGGCACAGGCAGUUUUGAAAAAAGAACAACCACUAGCAUUGUAUGUGCACUGUGGUGCACAUUGUGUGAAUCUUAUAACACAGUGUGCAUGCAGUGCCUCUCCCUUAGUACGCGAUGCAUUGCAGUGGGUCCAUGAUCUUGGAACUCUCAGUAACCAAUCAGGCAAAUUCAAAGGGGUACUGGCUGGACAUGGAAUAGGUGAGGGGCAUAUUAAAAGUGUGAAACCUCUUUGUCCAACUAGGUGGACAGUGCGUGGCCAAACUGUUGACACAGUUCUUAGUCAGUAUGAGGCUAUAUUGACAAGCUUGGAGGAAAUGGCUUUGGCUGUUUCUGACUCUGGUCCCAGAGCCAAUGGUCUCCUGGAACGCUUCCUGAAGGGCAAGACCGUUCUUGGACUGCUAGUGGCCUCUGAGGUGUUGGGAGAGCUUGAGUGUCUAAACAGGUCACUGCAAAAGCAGUCAGAAACAGUUAGAGGUAUGCAGGCUGCUGGUGCCUAUGUCACCUCAAUUCUACAGGAAAAAAUAAGUGAUGAAAAGUUCCAAGAGUUGUUUGAGAAGGCAGAGGCGAUGGUAGAAAAACUUGGAUUAGAGCCAGUUCAAAUUCCACAACAGAGAGCUCCCCCCAAACGAUUCACGGGUAAGGCUAGUCACCACCAGGCAAAAACACCUGAGGAAUAUUACAGGGUUGAAUUUUUCAAGUUGUUAGACUGCUUGGAUUUGCAGUUUAGCGAAAGGUUUAACCAACCGGAUUUGGAGAAACUCAGAAAAAUUGAGAAUAUUCUUCUCUCGGGCAUUUUGGAUGAUGCCAUUGAACCAUACUUUGAAAUUGACAGGGAGAUUCUGAAAACUCAGCUCCCAAUGUUCCGAUCAAAGUGUCCAGUCAGCACCACUAGGGAAGCUGUAGAAGUUCUGAGGGCAAUGCCAAGAGAGGUAAGGGGCCUCUUUGACGAAGUGGAGAAGCUGAUCAGAAUAUUGAUUGUUGUGCCCGUUUCCUCAGCUGAAGCUGAGCGGAGUUUCAGUGCGUUAAAAAGGUUAAAAACCUGGCUGAGGUCAACCAUGUCCCAGCAGCGGCUGAACAAUGUCUCUGUCUGCCAUGUGCAUCAAGCUACUCUGGACAAGAUUGAGCUUAAAGAUGUAGGCCAACAGUUCAUCUCUGUGAAUGAUAGACGGAGGUAUCUUUUUGGUGUCUUUAAAUAAGACAUCAAAAGAGGCUUUAACACCUGCUGAUGUCUGCAUUAACCCUGGAGCUUGUCAACCAUUAGCCCUUGGCCUAGCACGAUGGCCGCAUGUGCACAUACAUUUUUACUUGUUAACUUUUUAUGUUUACUUUAAGCUUCGGUUAAAGUCUCAUACAGCCUUACUUAAGGCAUCGGACCGCGUCCGCAUUCUUGCCCCGUAACGGACAAGGGUCUCUUAAGAAAUGGGCGCAAUUUAUGCAGAAGGGUUGUAAUGGUGUUUUUCAUGUAGUAUAUGUAUUUUUACUUAUUUAGUAUAUAUAUUUCUACUCACUUACUUAGUAUAUAUUCCUAUUCAGUAUAUUGUAUUCAUGCAUAAAUACGUUUGCUCUGACCUUUGUUGAACUGCACCACCAUGUCUCUGUGGUGCAAAAGAAGGAUUCUCUCUGUGUUUUGAGAAUGUUGUA